This is a messenger RNA of Williopsis jadinii, 521 nucleotides long. It is a transcript of the gene POA1, whose product is annotated as ADP-ribose 1''-phosphate phosphatase. The record is from RefSeq and is a predicted model, not a curated record. Gene Ontology annotation, biological process: peptidyl-glutamate ADP-deribosylation. Lineage: Eukaryota; Fungi; Ascomycota; Saccharomycetes; Phaffomycetales; Wickerhamomycetaceae. The transcript has a single exon. The coding region runs from base 6 to 491 and encodes 161 amino acids.
ACGCGAUGAGCAUCAAGUAUAUCCAAGGGAACGUCUUGAAAUGCGCAAAGCCCUCUAUCAUUGCACAUGCUUGCAAUACACAAGGUAUCUGGGGUGGUGGAAUUGCGUAUCAAAUUGCGCAGCUGUUUCCACAAGCGGAAGAGGAGUAUAUUGCCCAUUGUGAGAAGCAUGGCAAUUCGUUGUUGGGAACAACAUUACUCAUUUUGACGAAUAGGGAGGAAAAGGGCAAUGAGCUUUUGAACGGUCAAGCACACGUGAUAGCGUGUUUGUUCACCAGCGUAGGAGGUGGCGGCUCAGCAGACCCUGUAGAGAGUAUUCUUGCAAAGACCAAGCUAGCUAUUGAAGACAUGAAGAAACAGCUCGUCGAGAUGGGUGCAGAUUGUGAAGUAUCCAUGCCUAAGAUCAAUGCCGGCAUAUUCAGGGUUCCAUGGGAAAGAACAGAGGCUAUUCUAAAAGAAAGUGGGUUGAACUACGAUGUGUAUACCAUCUGAUAUAUGAAUAUUAAUUGUGACAUAGAAGCG